Penicillium coprophilum is the source of this 1212-nucleotide messenger RNA. RefSeq lists its product as uncharacterized. The transcript has a single exon. The record is from RefSeq and is a predicted model, not a curated record. Lineage: Eukaryota; Fungi; Ascomycota; Eurotiomycetes; Eurotiales; Aspergillaceae. Bases 1 to 1212 code for a protein of 403 amino acids.
AUGUCAGAGCCAGACAACAAAACUGGCUCUGGAUCCAGCAUUCAUCGAAUUCAACAGCGAUGGGAGAGUCUGAAUGAGAUGUUCCCAAAUACCGAUCCUGAGCCUGCAGAGCCUCUCGGCUCUGCCGAUGACCUGGAGGCGGAAAUUCGUCAAGCUCAAGCUCAAUUAUCGAGAUUGAAGAAGCAGCGAGAGCUCAUUGAUAUCAAACAGAAAGUUGCAGAGGAGGAGAGGGAAUUGGAACGGGCUCGCACUCGACUUCUGGCCGCGACUACCCUGGAAAUUUCCCCGGCUACCCCAGCUUCGACUCCAUCCAGAUCUGAGCCAAAACAAAACAGCAAGGCUGGUAUUGAUGAAACCCAAAAGAACAUCCAUCCUGCCAGAUCUCAGCAAAUGACUGCUUCAGCACCUCUGACUCAAGCUCCUGAUUGUCCUUCCGACGCUAAGCCGUCCGAGCUCAAGCCUUCGCCUAAACCCGCAAGCAAGCUCGUGUCUGGCCUGAACUUGAACCUGGAGCAAUUGCGAGCCCUCGCAGCAGCUACCAGGUCCCCCGCCGCACCUGCAGUCGUCAAGGCUGAACCCCGUUCCAGCCUGCAACCUUCCGCCCGACCUUUUCAUCCCGAAUCAUCCGUCCAAACCCCGCCGGUGCCCAAUGUCCCGGUAUACAACGGACGGGCUCUGGGUGAGUUCAAGAACUUCUCGAUGGGUCUAGAACGACACUUCGAUAAAUAUCCGGAGUGGUACAAGGUCGAGGAGCGCAAGGUCACACGGGCGCUUAAGCACGUCGCCCUUAAUAUCGAGGAUGAGUGGAAGCGACACAUACGUCAUCUACCUGCUGAGAAGAUCACCUACGGCAGUUUCUGCACCUUCCUUAUUCACCAGCUCCAGACUGGGGUCUAUCCUGAUGUUGCUAGGUCCCGCUAUAUGGAUAGCUAUCAGCGACCGGCCCAGUCCGUGACUGAUUUCUCCAAUUGGAUGCAGCAGUGGGUCCCACAUUUUCCGAAUAACGAUUCGGAGCGUGAUCGCAUGCGCCAUCUCUUUGAACAUCUGAUGAACAGGGUUCGCAACGAGGCUGACAAGACCCAUCUGGACUUUGAUAACUAUUAUGAGUUUGUCGAAUACCUCCAGCGGGUUGAAGAUUCCAUCGGUAGCCGUGCCGAAUCUCUUGGUCGGAGGGUUAUCAACCCUCGAAAGCGGCCUCGCAGCCACGAAUAA